GGAGCGGAAAUGAGUGCGGCGUCGGCGUCGGCGUCCGAGCGGGGUUGGAAGAGCGAGAAAGUGGACGAGGCUCAGGCCCUGGCGCGGAGUUGCGCUGCCCGAAGACCCGACUUCCAACCGUGCGACGGGCUCUCCAUCUGUGCCACGCACAGCCAUGGCAAGUGCUUCAAGCUGCACUGGUGCUGUCACCUAGGAUGGUGUCACUGCAAGUAUGUGUAUCAGCCUAUGACCCCUGUGGAGCAGCUUCCAAGCACUGAGAUUCCUGCAAAGCCUCGGGAACCCACGAACACCAUUCAGAUCUCAGUCUCACUCACUGAACACUUUUUGAAAUUUGCAUCUGUCUUCCAACCACCCCUCCCCCCUGAUUCACCAAGGUACUGUAUGAUCUCAGACCUCUUUAUCGACAACUAUCAGGUUAAAUGUAUUAAUGGGAAGAUGUGUUACGUGCAGAAGCAGCCGGCACCACAUUCCCACAAAAUGAGCCCUGAGGAGGUCUCUGCACAUGAUGCCUUAAUUUCAAGAGAGAGCAGUACACCAAAAAUAGAUCACUGCUCUUCUCCCUCAAGUUCUGAGGACUCCGGGAUCAAUGCCAUUGGGGCUCACUAUGUGGAAUCAUGUGAUGAGGACACAGAAGAAGGAGCAGAACUGAGUUCAGAGGAAGAUUACAGUCCGGAGAGCAGCUGGGAACCGGAUGAGUGCACCCUUCUCUCCCCUUCACAGUCAGAUCUGGAAGUGAUUGAAACAAUAGAAACCACCGUGUGAGAGUCCAAGCAGGAAGCCACGGCCUCUGAUCCAUGCUGAGCUUUUGUACUUUGGUCUGAUGGAUCCUUUUUCCACUGCAGUUGGUAUUUUCUACCCCUCUCUGACAACCAUAGUGGUUCAGUGGUCUGCUGAUUAGCUUCACUCUUAAAUUAGUCUUAGAACUAAGACCUUCUUUUUCUUAUAAAUGGUUUUCUUUUGUAUCUUGACUUAUUUUCUAUGUAGCAUCUGGUGUCAUGAAUUGUGACCCAGCCUUAAUUUCACUGGGAACUCUGAAAGCAGUGAAGUGAUGAUUAUCAUGGAUCAGGUUGAGGAGCUACCCACAGCGAAGGAGACAGUAUUUUCUACAUAGCCAGUUCUUGACACACACACACACACACACACACACACACACACACACACACACCCCUCUUGUCAUUCCUUUUGGUGUGCCCACGGGCACCCCUACCCUGCUAGUCUCCUAUGGGAAUCAGCUCAGGAGCGGGGAACAGAGUUUGCACUGUAGAUGCCAUUCUGUCUCUUUUCUCUUCUCACCACCUGCAUCGGUCUGGGCCCCUGUUGCCUCAGUUUAUUUCUGGGAGGUUACUGGAGGUUCGCUCGACCCCUAGUUAUGGCCAGUGUCUGCAUACCCUGCGUGAUCUGGGGCAGAGCCAGACCUUCAUUUAAGAAGAGAUGACGCCUUCAGUUUCAUAUUCAAUCCACCUUUAGCUGCGUGCCUAUGCUCUGCAGGGUGCACAGUGGGAUGCAGACUAACACCUGACUCCUACAGGAAGGGGCCCACAGUCCAGCAGAGGGCUGUGCUAACACAUGCGGGUAAUGGUACCCAGAAUGCUCUGGAAACCCAGGGGAAGGAGAGUACUAGGCAUGCAGCUGGAGAACGUGUUGCCACAUUUGAGCUGGCCUCUUGGGUGGAUUCCUCAACAUUUCCCCAUUUUUCUUAAUUGUUCUUCAAAUCUGGGGAAAACUUUUAGGAAGUUAUAUAGGUAUUAUAUUUAGGAGGCAGCCACAUCUGACGUCUUAAAAAAAUCAAUAGUUUUAGUUAGCAUGGAAAUGCUAAACACAGCAGUCCUUUAGGGAUUAGGAAUGAAUCUAAUAGGUUUGAUUAAUUCUGCUUCAUUUGGUUGUAUGAAGCAUUAGAAUGGCUUAGGUGAGAAAUGGAUUAGAAUUCAGUAUGAUGCAUGGAUUUUUUAUGCAAAUGCAAAAGCAGUUGAAAUAGUUUGCUGCUAAGUCAGAAGAUAUUUUGUGUAAUAUUCAUUCACUUUACUACAGUCAUAUUCAUUGUCUGUUGUACAUGUUCUCUUUUCUCACACACACAAAAUAGUGAAUAAUUCUUUCUUACUUAGCUCUCUUCCGAAUUCUCCUAAUUUCCAUUUAUACAAGGUGUUAUUGUGUGAGUUGCUUAUCUGCCAUUUCUCCACGUCUCCUCUCUGUGAGGCGUAGUUAAGAGUUCAGGAAGUUUAAAAUACAGCCUGAUAUACCUGCCAAAGUUUGGAGGUUGAGAAAUACUUCUUAUGCCCUCACUUUCUGUGAGCGUGCUCUCGUGGCACUAUCUCGUGCUCUGUCCGCAUUUUGGCACAUCUCUUCUGUGUCACUUUAGUUUGUAUUUUAAGAAAUAAGACGAGGCCUGUUGUGUUCCACCCUGAAGCCUCCAUUUGACAUCCUUCACAAAUCACUCUAGGCAGAGUCUGCUGUCUUGGUUGUACAUGUAGUUCAAGUGAUUGGCUAGAACACUUUGUUAGGUCUAGGUGCCCAAAACAGCGCUAGGGUUUAGAAAACAGAGUACACGUAUUCCUUUGAAAGCAGUGGCAGUUAAAGCUUCCUGUGCUAGAUGAGAAUGCAGCAUAAAGUUCCCACUGACUGAAAUGUAAAGACUCAACAAGUCGGACCAGUAAGGUGGUGAGAGGAGCUCCAGGAACAGCAGGCUCCAGGAAAGGGCAGGUGGAGGAGGGGGUGCAGAGAGGGCCUUCCCCAGCCUGAUGGCUUAGGGACAGACAUCUGAGGAGCCUGUCUGAGGUUCUCAGUGCCUCCCCUGAUUUACUAGCCAGCUGAAGGCAGGCACGGAAGCCCAAAUCCUGUGAGCCGAGCAGUGUAGCCAGCCACUGUGUACUCAGGAUCGAAGCAGCGACCCCAGGGUCCUGUCUGCACCUACCCUGUGGUUGAGCUCAGUGAAGCCCCUGGGUGGGCAUAUGGAGGGUCUCCUUUCUCCGCACAGUUUUAUCAGUUCUGUACUCUGGGCUCACAUUCCUGUUCAUUAAACUGAUCAGAGUCAACCACCAGGUCUCCAAAGCUGUGGAAAUACGUGGUCACAGGGCCAUGUUUCUGAAGCUGGCUGUGUCAGGGUUGGGGCCUUCAUCUGUAAUAUCUAUGACUUUUGCCUAGGUUCCUGUUUUUUAAACUCCUGAACUGCCAUUCAGAAUACCCAUGAUUUUAAUGAAAUUUUUGGAUUUAAUAAUGGUUGAUAAUCACUUUAAAUAUUUGCACAAUCUCUUUAUAAUUAAAAAUUCACUAAGCUUCACUUACUACUCUUUUAUAGAAUUGAGGAUGUUCCAUUGGAUUCUAAAUAUCAGAUGCUCCUGGAUCUCAAAAUAGCCUUUUCUAAACAAGCACAAGCAAGGGUUUCUUUGUCCUAGCACUGUUAAUAAUUCUCUGAAAAUCAUACAUGAUUGAACCAGAAUUGUUUCUUAAUGCUUGCAUUCCAAAAACAACUGAUAAGGAUAUGAAAAUGGGUAUUUACAACUUAAAUUCUAGGCCUAUCUGUUAUAUAUUAGAUAAAAGAAUUUCUCUGUAAACCUGAUAUUAUAUUGCUCAUUUGUAUAAGCAUAUUUAUAGGCACUUUAGAAAAUGUUUAGACUGCAAUGUGUAUUAUAGACAUCGAACACAGUCAUGUUAAAUAGUCUUUGGGUUAAUACUUGUACGUUGACAGGUACUAAAACUUAAUAAUUUGAACCUGGUAGUUCACUUGGAGUGAAGGGUUGGGCUGUGUGGAUGGAGAAAGUGCUUUGGGGGCUUUUAUGGAAGCCUGGCACCAUCCCCACUUCCUGAAAGUUGAUGUAAGAGCUGUUAGGGUGGAAGAUGCAAAAGAAGUGCUGUAUGGAAUUCAGCUUUAUUACCUAACCAAGACUUCCUUUGGAAUUUUCCAGUUUCAGAUAUUCUAACUCUUCUGAGAAAUGACAAAGCAAUUAAAAUGCUUUUAUGGUUAUAACGAUUUGGUACAUUAAAAAUGAGGCUUUUACAAUCAAACCUAGGUAUUUUUUACCUUGUAAUUUUUAAGAUUUGAAGUAAGAAUCUGAGGAAAACCAUGAAGAAAAACGGUUGCUUUCCUGGGAGAGGAAGACUUGUACUUCAAGGUAAUACAAUACAAAAUAAAACCAAAUAAACCACCCAGACUAAAACAAAACGGUGAAGUUGUUGUCCUCAAGUACCUUUUGGAUUUGAUCUCAGAUUCGAUACUGUUGUGGGGCUGGUGCUUUUAUUUUUUAACCUCUACUUCCUGUCCUAUUUGAAGCAGUUCUUUUGAGACUAAUCAGAACAAACUCAUUUUAUACAAAUUUCUCUAUUUGGGUAUAGGACACAACCUAUUUUAGAAAACUGCCAAAAUACCCAGAUAGGUUUGGCGGUAUAAAUACUAUUAGGCAGGGGGUCGGGGGGAAAGCACAAGUUAAACUAAUAUUUAUAUGUCAGCUCUUGAUUAUUCCAUCUUGUUUGCAAAAUUGUAUUGACGUGUUUUGGCCUUUCACAUGAGGGAAACAACAUUUUAACAGUUUUCUUUCCUAUCCCCUCUCCACAGGAGGUGAGGGCCAGAAUUGAGGAGCACAGUUGCAUUUUAGGUUUGUCUGAAUAGUCUGGGAUUGUGUCUGUUCCCACAGGGGAGGAGAGGGGAAGGAGGUUGGAGUCCUCACUGUCUCAGUGCCGUGAACUCCAGGGAUGUCGGUAUUUCUCACAUCCAAACAUAAUUACGAGGGCACGUCUCAAAAUUAAUUUUGGGAUUACCUUUUAAAAAUGUUACGUCACUGCUCCCUUUCAUUACUCUAGAGACUGGAGAGUUGACUACCGUGAAAGGGCCAUGCUUCUGUUAGUGCUUUGAGUUCCUUCUUCUGUUAAGAUUGAAGCAGUGCUCUCUUCAUAGUAUGAACAAUUCUGAAAGCAGAUCAUCACUAGAGGCUUUAAUAUUGAGCUUCUGUAUCGUUGUGUCCACAUACACUUUUUAAGGUUGUUCAUACCUUGCAAUAUUCACUUACUGUGCUAAUUUUUUCACCUAUUUCAAAGUUUUAAGCACAAUGUUGACCCCUCUGUAAUUUCCUAAUAUUAUAUUCUGUUUUCCUAAAGACAGCUCAAGUUUCCUCUAUGUAUAAUACUUUAGGAAAAUACUUAACUUGUAAAAUAAAUGUAAUUUUUUUCUUUUGUACCAGCACAAAUCUGAUAUUUUGGAGUCUGGAAUAUUCUCUCCCCCUCACUUUCUCCUUUGGAGAGGUUCUGUCUGAUUCAAAUAACAUUGUGAACUAAAGAAAACAACCCGCAUUUAUAAAACGUGAAACUUGUA
Messenger RNA from Herpailurus yagouaroundi (jaguarundi), 5299 nucleotides. RefSeq names its product chromosome unknown C3orf70 homolog (gene CUNH3orf70). The record is from RefSeq and is a predicted model, not a curated record. The transcript has 2 exons. Lineage: Eukaryota; Metazoa; Chordata; Mammalia; Carnivora; Felidae. Bases 10 to 762 code for a protein of 250 amino acids. Gene Ontology annotation, biological process: nervous system development.